CAUAAUAACACUUAGCAGUCAGUUAACGACGCUAGGUCAGCGCUAACGGAUGUGUCCUGCUUGAGUAGAGGAGAAGGCAAGAAACGUCAGACAAAAAAAAUAACGAAAUAACGCGAGAGCGAAAAACAAUCUCAUUGGCGGAAGGAAGUGUUAGUAGGCCGUGUGCGUCGUGUUGUGUUGCGUUCUGUCACGAAGAGAUCGCGCGCGCCUGGACCUCACGCAAAAGGAUAGGAUAGUUCAACUGUCAAAGCACGCCCUGGACAGUAGUAGGCCGUGGAGCGAGCGCGUGUGUAAUCAUAUGUGAGGAGACUCACCAUUCCGGAACGACCGUGGUAACCGAUCGAACGUGUGUGUUGGUGUUCCCGUCGCGGAAUUAUUAUUAGUGCUCGGCCGUGUGCCGUUAAUUACCGAUAAUGAGAUAAAAGCGUCGCACCUCUUCCGUGUCAAAUCGACGAACCUGGCGACACAAGAAGAGUCCAAACUCGGAGCAGCAGCAGGUUGUCGCCGAUGACAAAUGGCCUGUUGGUCGUGGUCGUUUCCCGCGCGCACAAUGUCAUGUUUGCUGUGAAAUGUGAAUUUAUGGUGGUGCAUUCGAGAAACGUGAGCCGGUUCGUUAAUUAGCAAGCGUUGAUUUUUUGAGGUGUGUUCGAAUCGUAGCAAGCCGAUUGAUCUGGAAGAACCCACUGAUCUAGUUUAUUUGUGAAGAUUCCAAGGACUACGUGAUGAGUGCGAAAACAUGAAAACAUUUUUUCUGUGAAAAGUGAAUCGAGCAGAAUUUGUGCGACACGAUCGUGCGUGUUAAUUGGUGUAACUGUUUCUUGGUUUAGUGAGACUAACUAAGGCUUCACGGUUUGAGGCGAGCAGAAGCAGAAAAAGUGUUGUGUCAGGUGUUGUCACUUGAUCCGGCGAAUUUCGAGCGCGCGAUAGAGAAGGCCCCAGUUGACGUCGACGCCUACGCACAACAGGUUGGUUUUACGUGCGCGCGAAAGUGUGAUCCAAGCAAGCCAAAACAUUCCAAAAAGAAAAACAAUAACAAACACACCAUGAACUGUCAUUGUUGCGUGAGUUGUCCUUGUUGAGCGGGUUGGAAAUGGCAGAAGGAGCACUACCACCACCACAGCCACCACUACUGGAAACGCUAGAAAACAAUAACAACAACCACCAAAACAACAACAACAAUCAUAUCAACACCGCCGCCACCAGCAACAACAACAACAACCAUCACAGUAAGCUGUGUGGAAUGCUCGGUAUCAACAUGCCCUGUGAAGCGGCAGGCCAUGAUUUUAGUACCGUCGUCCGGAAAGAGCUAGAGUACGCCAACUCGAUUGCAUCGCACUACGGAGCCGCGGUGGCCGCCGCCGCCGGGUUGGACAAGAGUGCGGCAGCAGCAGCCGCUACUGUUCCGCUGGAACUUCAGCAACAACAGCAGCAACAUCAGCGAGGAGCCAGCAGCUUCAAGAUUGAGGACCGUGAAAGAAGUGAUAAUUGCAGCCGAUCAAACAGUCCGGUCGUGCUGGACGAGCUGAACCGGUGUGCCGCCACUACGAAGGUGGCCGCCGCCCUCCGCAGCCGGGAGAAAAUGUCCCCGCUGUCCCUGCCAACCCCGGGCGGUUCGCCGAGUUCGGCCGCGGCCGCUGCCGCUGCUGCAGCCGCCGCCUCCGCCCAACUGCACCUAAACGGAACCAUGCAAGACAUGCUGAAUCUGCAGAAGCUCCAAAGUCUCGCCCAGCUGACCAGUCUGCCCGGGUUGGGGCUGCCGACGGGGGGCAUUCCGUCGGCACUGUUGGCCAACAACUCGCCGCUGAAUCUCAGCCUCGGAGCGCAAGCUCAUUCGCCGACGGCGGUGAUGGGAGCGCUGGCGGCGGCGGCCACUCCACAGCCCUUGCCGGCGGCCGCUGCCGCCCAGAUGCCACAGUUGAUACUGGCCUCGGGGCAGAUUGUGCAGGGCAUCCAGGGAGCCCAGCUGUUGAUACCGACGUCGCAAGGAAUCGCCACCCAAACCAUCCUGACGAUUCCCGUGGGGCAACAGGUGAUUUCCAGCGCGAGCAGCAGCGACAAUUUAUUGCAGUGUUUAAAUUUUAAUACCGUCGCUGCCGCAGCCGCCGCCGCCAGUUCCAGCUCGUCCUCUUUUGGUGAUCUGGUUGUGGGUGGUGGCCAUCAGAACCACCAACAGCAUCAACAGCAGCAUCCCGCGCUCAAUCAUCACCAUUUGCCGGGGUUGAACCACUUGAACCAUCACCAUUUGAACCACCUGAACCAGCAAUCGCCAAAUGCCGCAAUCGCGAGCCAACAGCUGUUGACGAAUCCACUGGCGUUGGCCGCAGCCGCAGCCGCCAGCAGUAACCACUUGAACCACCUGAACCACCUGAAUCAGCAACAUCAGCAAAACCAGCAUCUCCAGCAACAGCAGCAGCAGCAUCACCACCAGCAACAGGCCAAACAGCAACUCCAGCAGCAUUUUGCCGACAAGGUCAAAAAUUUGUCCACGCACGAAAAAACGCCCUCGGAACGGUCCACGCCGGAGAUGCGCAUCAAGCUGGAAUCGCCCAAGGUCGCGUCACCGUCGAGGUCACACCAAUCAAGUCAGCAGCAGCAGCAACUUAAACGGAGCAGCAUGUCCCCGGCAGGGAUUGCACCGUGCUCGGGAAGUAACGGAAGCAUCACCGGGGCAAGUGGCGCCAGCAGCAAUGGCAGUGGUGGGGCGAGUAAUAGUGCAGGGGGAGGAGGAGGAGGAGGAGGGCCGUCGUCGAAUGUGGGGUUGAUACAGGUCAGAAACUUGACCAGUCCACAGCAUCAGAUGCAGCAAAUUCAGCUUCAGCAGCAGCAGCUUUCGCCCGCGGACGGGGCCAUCAGUAGGAUAACUACAUCGAACGGUGAAAUAACCGUCACGAAAUCUCAACCUCCUCAAACCCCACCACUUCACCCCUCGUGCUCGUCCUCUUCAUCUUCUUCCUCCUCAUCAUCCUCCUCGUCAUGCUCAGUACAAAAAACGCAUCCCUCCUCGUUGCACUUCAAUCCAUCCAUUUCACCCCAACAUCCCCUGCACCACCCUUCCCACCUUCACAAUCUCUCCCUCCACCCUUCAUCAAGUCGAGAUCAACAGCAACAUCAGCAACAACAACAACUCUUGGUGCCAUCAUCGUCGUCAUCGCUGACCUCGACCACGGUCACAGCAUCCGGAUCAUCCGGUUUGUCUACCGCCGGUCCGGAUCACCUGCAACAACUCCAACAUCAACAACAACACAAACCGUCCACGUCGACCACGUGUUCACCGUCCACAUCCGGCACCACUCCGGGAAUCAUCUCCCUUACGAUGGACGACGUGGAGCAGAAGAUUUCCCCUCACGCGCUGCACCCUCUACCUUCAACGUCCUCGUCUUCUUCCGCGGGGGCCUCCCUCAAAAGGCACCGGAGUCUUACGCCACCACCGAGAAAGCUUAGCCCGGGAGGGUCUUCCGUUCAUCAGUUGUCUCUCCACGAAGAGGACGGUGACGAUGAGGACGGUGGGCGGGAUUGCGACCGGGAGCGGGACUGUGACGAGGACGGACAGUCCACGGCGAAUGAGCUCGAAGAUUCUCCAAACGAACUCACCAUCAACCAGACCAACUGCAACGUCGUGGACGGCAUCGACCUGGACGACAUCAAGGAGUUCGCCAAGGCGUUCAAGCUGCGGCGCCUUUCGCUGGGCCUGACGCAAACCCAAGUAGGCCAGGCACUGUCUGUCACCGAGGGACCCGCCUACAGCCAAAGUGCCAUCUGCAGUGCCCUCGCCGCCCAGAUGUACUGCGCCGCCCAGCUUUCGUCCCAGCAGCAGCAAAUGUUUGAAAAGUUAGACAUAACCCCCAAAAGUGCACAAAAGAUCAAACCCGUGCUGGAGCGCUGGAUGAAGGAGGCUGAGGAAAGUCACUCAUCCCGCUUCAAGUCGGGCCAGAACCACCUGACGGACUUUAUCGGCGUGGAACCGUCCAAGAAGCGGAAACGACGGACGUCCUUUACGCCACAGGCGCUGGAGCUGCUGAACGGUCACUUUGAGCGCAACACGCAUCCGUCAGGCACGGAAAUUACCGGGCUAGCCCACCAGCUGGGCUACGAGCGCGAGGUGAUCCGAAUCUGGUUUUGCAACAAGCGGCAAGCGCUGAAAAAUACCGUUCGGAUGAUGUCGAAAAACUUCAAGAUGGAAAGUUCUUAAGUCAAAGUGUUUAGUCAUGUUUUUUAUUUGCGUUGAAUUCAUCGGAUACGUUGUGCCAUUUUAUUGAUUGGAUAAGUGAAAAUUUUAGGAGGAAAACAAGAGAAUUUUUGUUUUAGUUUGUUAUUAGUUUUUAUGUGCAAAUUUAUAGUAUAAAUUUCAAUAUUCAUCAUUAGUUUAAGGGCAGCAAAAAUCGUACUUUCAAUUAGUUUUGUAUUAAGUAAGAAAUGAAGCAACCAAAGUUCCUACAAAAAAACUUAAUUGUAAGGGUUAUUGUCACAGAUGAUGCUAAGAAUAAAUAAACGAGACAUUUGUAUAAACUCAAGUAGCGCGAUAGAAGCAAACUGCACUCUCUAUCUGUUUAGAGAAUGUUAAGAAAAAACAGUAUGGCUUUUCUUUACCGACUAAAGGCAACAUUUUUUCAGCAAUCGAAAAUGACUCAGUGAAGUAACGCAAUUCUCCUGGACUCGACAGGUGCCAAAAGUAGCAACUCAUUUUAUUCUUAUUACUUCAUCUGCGAAAAAGCUAAACAAAACAAAAGAAGCCGUGCCAUACGCUUUCGAAUCACUUCAAUCAGUUUAAACUCGCACUUAUCAGCUGUCGUUAGAGCGUUAAAAUGCAAUUGAAAAUCGCCAUAAAUAGUUUUACGUUAGUUGCCAUAAUUUGCAGUGCACAUAAUUAGAGCAGGAGAUUUCUAAAUAAGCUACACACAAUUUGUAAACAAAUUUAUGUAUAGAAAAAAAGAGACGAAAUAAAAUACGAAAACAAUUGGCAAAAAAAGAUCUCUUCAAUUGGCAAACGUCCCUGGUCAAAAUUUGCGAAACCCUCUCCCCCCCUUUUCAAAACAAUCGCAGCAAGCCGCGUCUCAUUGGAGCCCAAAUUCAGCAACAAACAAACAACCAAGCAAAGCAUGCUUCGAUGUAGCAAAGCAGCACGAUUAAAUGGAGCAAACAAAUGGAAUAGUUUUUAUUUUGUAUUUUUGCACCAAAAGUAAAAACAAAAAAAUGCACAGAGAAGCAGACUCAUCAGCCAACGUCAUCACCGUCGUCAUCGUAAUUGUGUGUGGGGUUAGAAGAAAGAACCAGUCCAUAUCUUUCAAUAAGCAGCAGAAGGAGAAAUCGUGUGUUUGUGUAAAUAGUUAAUAGUCAGAAAUAAUCACAAAAAAAACAUGGUGUAAAUUUGUCCCCUCUCCCCCUCUAAUCUCUUGUACUAU
Culex pipiens pallens (northern house mosquito) is the source of this 5399-nucleotide messenger RNA. RefSeq names its product polyhomeotic-proximal chromatin protein (gene pdm3). The transcript is spliced from 11 exons. The record is from RefSeq and is a predicted model, not a curated record. NCBI's taxonomy places the organism in Eukaryota, Metazoa, Arthropoda, Insecta, Diptera, Culicidae. Gene Ontology annotation, biological process: regulation of transcription by RNA polymerase II. Gene Ontology annotation, molecular function: RNA polymerase II cis-regulatory region sequence-specific DNA binding; DNA-binding transcription factor activity, RNA polymerase II-specific. The coding region runs from base 1091 to 4189 and encodes 1032 amino acids.